AAACAGCAUCCAGCCGAGGAGGAUAGUCGUGUUGUCGUCCGUCCCCGUCAUUUUCAAGUAUUAGUGAAAGUUUGUUCUCUCGUGUAGGAUUAUUAUCAGCGCGUGGGUUACCCUUAAUGGCUUAAAACAAUCCUUUCUAUUUAUAACUCUGGAGAGUUUUGUCCUUCCUGCACGGUUGAACAUCGCACGGUUUUAAGUCGACCGCAAGUGGAGCUAGAAAUGCAUUUUCUCGGCAUUUUUGUGCUAAUUUUAUGCGACUUGUCACUGGCUAUUCCUGUUCCUGUAGAUACCAUCAUAGUGCAGGUCCAGCAGUGGGGAGUGGUCGGUGCACAGCAUGUCAUGGAGCAGGUCCUUCUUAAUGGAGUCUCUAUUACUGGAAAAAGCCAGGAAGUCGGCAGCAUAAUCCAAACCAUGUCAGCUGAUGCACUCCUUCCAACUCUUAUCAGUGUCAACCAGACUUCAGUCCUGGGGAACCACACUGUACUUCGUUCUCGUGAAUGCAUACUGGAGGGGUCUCAGCUGCACUGGGCUGACCGUGUGUUCUGUGAUGGGAAAGUCUAUCUGACUCUGGACCACACUGACACGUGGACGGCCCACGUACCGGAAGCACUGGUCUUCAAAGUGUUGUGGGAGCGGGAAGAGCAGCAGCGCACAAAGACGGAGAGGACACACCUGCAGGAGGGAUGCAUCAAGCUGAUGAGAGAACUGAAGCUUUCUGUGGAGGAGCCAGGUCCAGGGAUUCCUUUGCCUCAGUUUCUGAUCCCAAUCUUGGCCCUGCUGGCGUUUACAGGACUUAUCAUAAUCAGCCUCCUCCUCUCCAAAAACCGGGGUUUGAGGCACCCUGGAGGUGUUGUUGGCUCAAUUAUUCAUUAUCCUAAAGACAUGGCUGAAACGGCUCCGGACAUAAAAGGCAGUGGUUACCAUACCUUGUAAUUCAAAGCUCCAGCUGGUGAACAGGGUCACGUUUGAAUGUUCUGCUCCUUUGCUACUGUUUAAUGUCCACUUACUGAUUUAUUCAACACUUCUACUUCGUUCUGUGUGUGGAAAGUGUUGAUUGUAACCAAACUUUUGCUACAGUACCAGCAGCUCACUGUAUGAAACGUGUGGUUUGGCUUCCAGACUGUACUAAAUGCACUUUAAUGCAUGCAUCACACUUACACUGGUGCUUUUAUUGCAAAUCUAUACACACACACAUGCACAAAGAAAUGUAAAUAUGUCCGCUGCUUGCAGCAAUGGACAAGCUUGUUUUUGCACAAUUAAGAACACUAGGCAUUUUUUAAUGUCUGGACUAAGCUAUUCAUCUAACCAGCUUGUGGAAAUGUAUACAAAGGAAAUGUUCUAUUUUAAGUAUGUAUAGCAUCCGUUGCAAGUUAAUACAGUGAAUGUCACAAAUUAUUUUACAGUCUGUAGAUGAAGCUCUGCUGAAAUCAAGUGUGUGAUUUGUUUAUUUUUAGUUGUGUGAUUGACCAAUCACACAUAACUGUGCCAAACACUGGAUGGACUCCUGUAAGUGUAUCCGGUUAUCCAAAGUCUCGACUGUGCUGCGUUGUUAUGAUUUUCAUAUUUCUUGGUGAUGCUCUAUAUUCUUAUGACCGUUUGUAUGUUAUCCCUUAUAUUUGUUCAUGUUCAAUUUUAAGAAAAUGUUAAUUAAAAUGCUUUUACGGAA
Messenger RNA from Centropristis striata (black sea bass), 1666 nucleotides. RefSeq lists its product as uncharacterized. Bases 220 to 933 code for a protein of 237 amino acids. The record is from RefSeq and is a predicted model, not a curated record. NCBI's taxonomy places the organism in Eukaryota, Metazoa, Chordata, Actinopteri, Perciformes, Serranidae. The transcript has 6 exons.